GGGCGGGCGGCGCCGCGGCCUGCGGCGGUGUGCGGGAUGAGGCGGCUGUGCCCGCUGCUCUGGGCCGCGCGGGGCCCGCGCCGCCUCUCGUCGGGCGCUUCGCCGGGCAUGGAGGAGCUGCUGCGCCGCUCGGUGCCGCCGCUGCCGCCCUACGAGACCAAGGAGAAGGCGCCGCCGCCCGCCGAGCUGCGCGGCGCGGAGUUCGUGCGGUUCUACCGCGGGCUGCAGCCCGGGCCGCCCCGCGCCGAGCUCCUCACCCGCCUGGCCCGCGACUUCGGCGUGGAGCACGGGCGGGUGGCCGAGGCCGCCGCCAAGGUGCUGCAGGCCCGCGAGCAGCGCAGGGAGCCCGGGGCGCUGCUGCAGGCCGAGGACCGGCUCCGCUACUACCUGAACCCCCAGUACCGAGGGCUCUUCCAGCAGCUGGGCCGCCUCGAGGGCGGGCUGCGCUUCCUCGUGGAGCUCAGGGCCGACCUGAUGGAGGGGCUGGCCAGCAAGGCGGUGGAUGGGCCCCACGUCAAGGAAAUGAAUGGAGUUCUCAAGAACAUGCUCUCAGAGUGGUUCUGCACAGGAUUCCUCAACCUGGAGCGGGUCACGUGGCAGUCACCCUGUGAAGUACUCCAGAAAAUUAGUGAUUCUGAAGCUGUGCACCCUGUCAGAAACUGGGUUGAUAUGAAGCGUCGAGUUGGGGCCUAUAGAAGGUGCUACUUCUUCUCUCACUGUGCCAUCCCAGGAGAGCCACUGAUUGUCCUGCACGUGGCACUAACCAGUGACAUCUCCAGCAGCAUCCAGGCCAUAGUGAAAGAAGUGCCGCCUUUAGAGACAGAAGAUGCAGACAAAAUCACAACAGCAAUUUUCUACUCCAUCAGUUUGACUCAGCAGGGCCUGCAGGGAGUGGAACUUGGGACUCACCUCAUCAAAAGAGUUGUCAAGGAGCUGCAGAAAGAACUUCCUCAGAUAGAAGCUUUUUCCACACUUUCACCUAUCCCAGGAUUCACAAAAUGGCUCGUUGGUCUCCUCUCCUCCCAGACAAAAGAACACGGAAGGAAUGAACUUUUUACGGAAUCUGAAUGGCAGGAAAUCUCUGAGCUCACAGGAGACCCCACCAGCAACACCCUAAAGAAACUCUUGAACACCAACGAGUGGGUGAGGUCAGAAAAGCUGACUGAGGUGCUGCAUUCCCCCCUGAUGAGGCUCUGUGCCUGGUACCUGUAUGGGGAGAAGCACCGGGGCUAUGCCCUCAACCCCGUGGCCAAUUUCCACCUGCAGAACGGCUCGGUGCUCUGGAGGAUCAACUGGAUGGGGGACAGCAGCCCCCGCGGCAUCGGGGCCUCCUGUGGCAUGAUGGUCAACUACAGGUAUUUCCUGGAGGAGACAGCCUCCAACAGUGCCCUGUACCUGGCCUCCAAGCAGGUCAGAGCCUCCGAGCAGGUGCUGGCCUUGGUGGCCCAGUUCCAGCAGAACAGCAAGCUCUAGGGGGACACCAUCAACACUCCUAGAGAGUGUUGCUCGCUGUAAGGAGCUGUGCUCACCUGCAGUGUCUUACUUCAGUCAGAAUGUACCUUGUGGGACAAUGUGCUCGGGGUUACCUGGCUUAUCAGGUCUGGCUCACAAGGCUGUGUACUCCACCUAUGGUGUGUGCAGAGGGGUUGGAGUUGUGUGUUAAUGGAGAGUAAAAUCCUCUUCAUCAGGUACAGCCCAGGGGUAACUCAA
Messenger RNA from Pyrgilauda ruficollis (rufous-necked snowfinch), 1710 nucleotides. RefSeq names its product malonyl-CoA decarboxylase (gene MLYCD). NCBI's taxonomy places the organism in Eukaryota, Metazoa, Chordata, Aves, Passeriformes, Passeridae. Gene Ontology annotation, molecular function: malonyl-CoA decarboxylase activity. Gene Ontology annotation, cellular component: peroxisomal matrix; mitochondrial matrix. Gene Ontology annotation, biological process: malonyl-CoA catabolic process; acetyl-CoA biosynthetic process; fatty acid biosynthetic process. The transcript is spliced from 5 exons. Bases 37 to 1473 code for a protein of 478 amino acids. The record is from RefSeq and is a predicted model, not a curated record.